GCCGCUGCGAUCAGUCCACCGCCCCACUCCGACUUGAAAGCACGCGCCACUCGCGAGCAGACAACGCGCACGAUCGCGAACAACACAACUCAACACUCGCCGCCUGAUUAAACUAAUUAACAAGUGUUGCACCAAUAUUUUAUAAGUGCAAAAACGGUGAAAUUAUAUUUUUUAAUUGUAAACUGUGAUAUCGAGUCGGGCGGGCGGAGGCUCGGGUGGGGCGCGUUCCGCUGACACAGUGGCUCAGUCAGCCGGCGGUCGCCGAGUGGCAAGCACCAUCGAUUUUCUCCAUACGACUUACGAGUGAGACCAAAGAUGCAUAUUGAAGUACAAGUCGCCCUUAACUUCGUCAUAUCGUACCUUUACAACAAGCUGCCGAGGCGGCGGGUGAACAUCUUCGGGGAGGAACUUGAGAAAGCACUUAAAGACAAAUUCAGGGGUCACUGGUACCCCGACAGGCCGUGCAGGGGGUCAGCGUUCCGAUGCCUAAAGACCGGCGGACCUCUCGACCCUGUGCUGGAGCGAGCGGCGAGGGAGUCAGGCGUGCCAGUCCGGGAUGUCCUGGAACAUCUCCCGAGAGACCUCGCAGUCUGGGUGGAUCCAGGUGAAGUUUCGUACCGCAUCGGCGAGAAAGGAGCUGUGAAGGUUCUUUUCAGCAGCGACGAGAGGGCUGCCGAUGAGAGGACCGACAGAGAGGUAACACGUGCUUUCAAUCCCGAGGCGCAGUGCUUCAGGCCCGUGGAGCCGGCCGCGGCGCCGUCUCCGCCCGCGCCCGCAGCCUUCUCGCCAGCGCCCCCGUUCCGCGCGCAGCCGCUCACCUUCACGACGGCCACGUUCGCGCAGACCAAAUUCGGCAGCACCAAGCUGAAGACGAGCAGCAAGCGUGCGAACCGCAUGUCCCCCACCGAGUUCAGCAACUACAUCAAGCAGCGCGCGAUGCAGCAGCAGCUGGCGGCGCGGUCGCUGUCGCCGGCCGCGGAGCCCUCGUACUUCGUGGCGCGGCGCGAGACGGCGCCGGGCAGCGCGCCCCCGUACCCGCCGGCGCCGGCGCACCUGCUGCUCGCCAACUGAGCCGCGCACUCGCGCUAGCCGCCUCGCGCGACCCGCUCAUAGAGUCUUUACUUUUUUACGAGAGAGACGCGCGCCGCGAUUUAUUUUUUUAUUUUCCGCGGGGGCGUCCCGCGCCGCCCGCCGCUUGUGAUAUCCGUACGAUUUUCCAUAACUUUUUGUAUUCUCGUUCGUUACGUCGAUGUGUAAAUUUAUCGAUAGGAGCAAUAAUGUGCCGCGCGACUGGCCGGCGAUUUAUUUUCGUAAUAUUUAAUGCCGUGUCGAGUUUUUGACGUCUUCGUUCGAUAUCAAUAUAUUAGUAGGGUGUAAGGGAGCGAGAGGCCGCACGGCCGCGUGCGCUUACUACGACGUACCUUCUAGAGCGAGCCUGUAUACAUACGUCCUCCGAUCUAAGAAAUACUGAUAUUUAAAUAUGUAUACAUAAUAUAUAUUCGUACGCGAUAAUCGUCAAAUUUUUCACGUGGAAACGAAUGGCCAAUAGAGAAAUUACGUAUUUUUAAUAUUGAAAUUGAUAAUUCAUACUUACUAUUAUAGUGUACAGUGUACUGGUUGUGGCACCGGUACCUAAUCGUAUUCGUAUCGUACUCGUAUGUUGUAAUAACUAAUAAAUGUUUGCAUAUCCGGUCGGACGCGGUCGGACGGCGCGGCGGGCCGCCCGAAGGCGUCGGAGAUCUCACAUAGUGUAAUCAUCACUCGUACCAUUGUACCCUUAUAAUAAUAAUUAUAAUAUACAUAAUAAUAUAUAAUAGGUUAGCUACGUUUCAAUCUAACAGUAUUUUUUUAAGAAGAUAUUAGUCCUUGUGUACAUUACCGGCCGCCCGCACGACGGCGGCCGCCCUUAGCGUGUAUGGUAUACUUAUAUUGUUAUAAAAGACAUGAAUAUGAAUAAAUGAUAGAAAAAAAUAUUUCUCAAUUCAUAAAAUAACGGGUGCAUGCAAAUUCAUGGAAAAAUACUAUGUGUUAUUUAUCUUUUUUAUAUUUCACUUGGCGAUCGCGUCAGUUUUUCAGUGGUAGGUAGUGUAGCGCAAAGGUAGAGGCGGUAUGCGAUAGUGGCACCGGCGCAGCUUGUCCUUGUGGGCGCACGCGCGGCGCACGCAUGCGCACGCACAACAUUGACAAGUUGUACCUAAUGGAAAUGUACAACUAUUUUUUUACUAUUUUUAUAUUUUGAUUUAGAAUUAAGUCUAGUUGUAUGAUUUCAAUACCCUUACGCGUACUUCGUGUCGAUACCCUAUUGUUAAAUUAUUACGUAAAGUGUGUUAACUUUGAUAGUCGAUUGGAAAACUGACCGAAAUGCUGCAGUAUUUUGUAGAUAAAAUCUAUAAUGUAAGUUUAAUAAUAAUACAACUUAGCGUAAUGAGAUUUUUUAUUAUAAAGAUACUUUUUAUUUUUCCUUUCUUUUGUAAGAUAUAUUCGAUGGAAGUGUUAAAGAUAAUAUAAUAUUUGCAUAAUAUAGUAAAAUCGGCUCUCCAUGCCGGCUAAUAUAAUUAGUCAAUAAUAAUUUUUCAUAUUGUUGUACGACUUUUUAAGUUUAUAUUAAAAUGUUUUGUGCAAUCUA
Messenger RNA from Manduca sexta (tobacco hornworm), 2626 nucleotides. RefSeq names its product protein Tob1 (gene Tob). The coding region runs from base 316 to 1071 and encodes 251 amino acids. The transcript has 4 exons. Gene Ontology annotation, cellular component: cytoplasm; nucleus. Gene Ontology annotation, molecular function: transcription corepressor activity. Gene Ontology annotation, biological process: regulation of gene expression. The record is from RefSeq and is a predicted model, not a curated record. NCBI's taxonomy places the organism in Eukaryota, Metazoa, Arthropoda, Insecta, Lepidoptera, Sphingidae.